This is a messenger RNA of Diorhabda sublineata, 7098 nucleotides long. RefSeq names its product poly [ADP-ribose] polymerase tankyrase. The coding region runs from base 157 to 3666 and encodes 1169 amino acids. NCBI's taxonomy places the organism in Eukaryota, Metazoa, Arthropoda, Insecta, Coleoptera, Chrysomelidae. The transcript has 15 exons. Gene Ontology annotation, molecular function: NAD+ poly-ADP-ribosyltransferase activity; protein binding. The record is from RefSeq and is a predicted model, not a curated record.
GAAUUUACACAACAAAGCUGCAAAAGUGUAGUAUUAUGACUCAAUAAAAUCGAUUAAUUAUAAGGCAUAAUGUGCAACUUUCUAAUUUAAAUGUUUGUAAAAUAAUACGAUGAAUAACAAUGAUGGCUAAGUUGUGAUAAUUGUUUAUUUUUUGGAAUGGCAAGUAGACGAGAUGUUUUGAAAAAUUCAAUGGAUUCGCUUCCAAGUGCCAGUGACCCUUUAAGGGAUCUAUUUGAAGCCUGUAAAGUUGGAGAUAUUUCCAGGGUAAGAAAAUUAGUCACCCCGAUUACUGUAAAUGCUAGAGAUACUGCUGGAAGGAAAUCUACGCCUCUACACUUUGCUGCUGGUUAUGGUAGGAGAGAAGUUGUAGAAUUUCUUUUAUCUGCUGGAGCUUCUAUUCAGGCAAGAGAUGAUGGUGGAUUGCAUCCACUUCAUAAUGCAUGUUCUUUUGGUCAUGCUGAUGUUGUUAGAUUAUUAUUAGAAGCAGGUGCUAAUCCAAAUACUAGAGACAACUGGAAUUACACUCCACUACAUGAAGCUGCCAUUAAAGGAAAAGUGGAUGUUUGCAUAGCUCUUCUUCAACAUGGUGCUGAUGUUAACAUUCGUAACACAGAAGGUAAAACCCCUUUAGAAGUAGCAGAUGUUUCAACUCGGCCAGUACUGACCGGCGAAUAUCGAAAAGAUGAACUUUUGGAAGCUGCCAGAUCUGGAGCAGAAGAUCGACUUUUAUCUCUACUCAAUCCAUUAAAUGUCAAUUGCCAUGCAAGUGAUGGAAGAAGAUCAACCCCUCUUCAUUUAGCUGCUGGUUAUAAUAGAAAUAGAGUAGUGCAGCUAUUACUUCAAAAUGGAGCUGAUGUCCAUGCUAAAGAUAAAGGAGGUUUGGUUCCUUUACAUAAUGCGUGUUCAUAUGGUCACUUUGAAGUUACUGAAAUGUUGAUCAAACAUGGAGCAAAUGUGAAUGCAAAUGAUCUUUGGGCGUUUACACCACUACAUGAAGCAGCAUCAAAAUCGAGAUUAGAAGUUUGUUCGUUAUUAUUAGCCGAAGGUGCUGAUCCACAUCAACUCAAUUGUCAUUCCAAAUCAGCCAUAGAUGUUGCUCCUACAAGAGAACUACAAGAAAAACUUGCAUAUGAAUAUAAAGGUCAUCUUCUUCUUGAUGCUGCACGUCAGGCAGAUACAACAAAACUGAAGAAAUAUUUAAUUCCAGAUAUAUUAAGUUUUAAACACCCUUAUACUGGUGACACAGCUUUACAUGCAGCCGUCAGCUCAAUUUAUCCUAAACGAAAACAAAUAUUAGAAACACUCAUCAGGAAAGGCGCUCCACUUAACGAAAAAAACAAAGACUUCCUAACUCCUCUUCAUAUAGCUGCCGAUAAUUCCCAUUAUGAUCUUAUGGAUGUUUUACUGAGACAUGGUGCCAAAGUGAAUGCACUUGAUGGACUUGGCCAAACAGCUCUUCAUCGAUGCGCCCGUGACGACAAUGUACAAGCCUGUAGAAUUCUCUUGAGUUACAGUGUUGAUAUUACAACCGUUUCUCUUCAAGGUUAUACUGCUGCCCAAGUUGCCAGCGAAAACGUUUUGAAAAUUCUUCAAGAUCCUCCCACUGGCAGUGCCGAUGUUGAAUGUCAAAUUCUAGAAGCCGCUAAAUCUGGAGAUUUGGAUCAAGUUCAAAGACUGUUGGGAUCGUAUCCGCACAUAGUAAAUUGUAGAGAUUUGGAUGGUAGACAUUCAACGCCCUUACAUUUUGCAUCUGGUUACAAUAGAGUCUCAGUUGUCGAAUUUUUAUUACAACAAGGAGCAGAUGUACACGCCAAAGAUAAAGGCGGCUUAGUUCCUUUGCACAACGCUUGUUCCUACGGACAUUACGAAGUGACUGAGCUGCUAGUUAAACAUGGAGCUAGUGUAAAUGUAGCCGAUUUAUGGAAAUUUACUCCUCUUCAUGAAGCAGCAGCUAAAGGCAAAUAUGAAAUAGUGAAACUUUUAUUAAAACACGGAGCGGAUCCUAGCAAGAAAAAUCGAGACGGUGCCACACCGUUAGAUUUAGUAAGAGAAAACGAUCAAGAUGUAGCCGAUUUGCUGAAGGGCAACGCUGCGCUUUUGGAUGCUGCCAAAAAGGGUAAUUUAGCGAGAGUUCAAAGACUGGUGACCCCUGAUAAUAUAAAUUGCAGAGAUGCACAAGGCAGAAAUUCGACUCCGUUACAUUUAGCAGCUGGUUAUAAUAAUGUAGAAGUAGCAGAAUUUCUCUUAGAAAAUGGAGCAGAUGUAAAUGCUCAAGACAAAGGUGGCCUUAUUCCUCUUCAUAAUGCUUCCAGCUAUGGACAUUUAGACAUAGCAGCAUUAUUGAUUAAGUAUAAUACUGUUGUAAAUGCAACAGAUAAAUGGGGUUUUACACCGUUGCAUGAGGCUGCACAAAAAGGACGAACUCAACUUUGUGCAUUACUAUUGGCACACGGGGCAGAUCCAUUUCUCAAGAACCAAGAAGGUCAAGCUCCCGUAGAUUUAUCUUCUGCCGACGAUGUGAGGUGUCUUUUACAAGACGCGAUGGCAUCCCAGCAAGGUGUGCCGACAACAUCGGCUCCUCCUUCUAGACCACCAUCAAUAGCUCUAUCUCAUACUCCUAGUCCACCUCUUCCAUCCACUAAUGUAGAAACAGUAAUAAUGCCUUCGGGAGCGGCGGUACAACUUCUUGUUCCAAUAGGUAGUAGAACCAGUGUGUCUAUGGCUGCCGCAGAUGGAUGUUCUUCUGGAAAACUUGAAGGCAAUGAGGGAGACGACGGUGCGAUUUGUUCUGUUGCCAAUUUCUUAUCGAGCUUAAAUUUAGAACAUUUAUUGGAUAUUUUCGAAAGGGAGCAAAUUACUUUGGAUAUAUUAGCGGAGAUGUCGCAUGACGAUUUGAAGCAGAUUGGAAUAUCGGCCUAUGGUUUUAGACACAAGCUUAUUAGAGGGAUGGAACGUUUAGUAGCCAGUUGUGGAGGUCUAUGGACAUCCCCAUCUAAUCCAGGAACGUUAUUAGUUGAUCUCCUAUCCGAUGACAAAGAAUUUAUUACAGUAGAAGAAGAAAUGCAAAAUAGUAUAAGAGAGCACAGAGACAACGGUCAUGCUGGUGGUAUUUUUUCAAGAUACAAUAUUAUUAGGAUACAAAAAGUACAGAACAAGAAACUUUGGGAACGUUAUACUCAUCGAAGGAAAGAAGUAGCCGAAGAAAAUAGUAAUCAACCUUGUGAGAGGAUGCUAUUCCACGGUUCACCUUUUAUUAAUGCCAUUGUACAAAAAGGUUUCGAUGAGCGCCACGCUUAUAUAGGAGGGAUGUUCGGCGCAGGAAUUUACUUCGCUGAACAUUCAUCUAAAAGUAAUCAGUACGUUUAUGGAAUAGGUGGAGGUACAGGGUGUCCCACGCAUAAAGAUAGGAGCUGCUACAGCUGUCAUAGGCAUCUUCUGUUAUGUCGAGUAACAUUAGGUAAAUCUUUUCUUCAAUUUAGCGCAAUGAAAAUGGCGCACGCUCCACCCGGUCAUCAUUCUGUUGCCGGAAGACCGUCGGCUGGGGGCUUAAAUUUCCCGGAAUAUGUCGUAUACAGGGGCGAACAGGCGUAUCCGGAAUAUUUUAUAACUUAUCAAAUUGUAAAACCAGAAGAAUAUUCGAGCAGUACCGAUUCUGAAGUCAGGUGAUUUCAGGAGCAAUGGUUGUUGCUGCGACCUACCAAAACAUUCAGAGAAUAUGUCUGUGGUUUGUUGUGCCACGCUCUGCGCUGUUUAGCACCGACAAGAAAACAAUGUAGCUGCCAAGAGAGUAAAUAACCAAAUUUUUUGGGUAAAAUUUUUAACAGAUCUCGCAGUUUCAUUGGAAAUUUAAGUUUUAUUAUUAAUUGUUCAUUUAGACGGGACGUUUAUUAUCGAACAUUUGCAGUUGUUUAAAAUAGUAUCAAAAAAAUCGUUUUAAAUAAAUGUUUUACUAAUGUAUUAAGGAAAAGUAGAGCCUCGUCUAAAUAGCUUUUGUAUUGAAACAUUCUGGCUUUUCAUGUAAAUAUUGUUUUUUUUGAAAAAAAUUUGGGUUAUUCGAAAAAUAUCACUGGGUAUUUGCUUAAACAAGUAUAAAGGGAAAGAAAAAAAUUUAUGAGUAACUGCGUAUCUAUUACAAAUUUUAUCUGUAUUAACAAUUUGGAAUAAAGGGUUUCCAAAAGUUUUUGAACAACAGUAAGUUUCAAAUGAAUGAAGAAAAAAAAAUUGGGGACAUGAAACUAUAUUUUUAGAUGGUCUAAAAUUUUUAUACAAUCCGGAACCUUUUUUAGAAGGCGAUAAUUUGGAGAUUUUUAAAUUGCAACCUUUUUCGAGUUUCAAGUAAGUCAAAGUGUUGAAAUACAGGGUUUUCGAGAUUUAUUUUGAAUUUGAAAAUUAUGGGGUUAUCUCUCCCUAACAAAAAGUUUUAAACUAUAUAAAAAUGUAGUUUUGGUUACAUUUUCUAAAUUCGGUUGUCACUUAUGGAAUCGUGACUUCUGGGAAACACUGUAUCUAAACUAUUGCGAGAUUUUUUUAUAAUUCAACUUAUAAGUAAAAAUUGUGCGUAAAUAAUUAUACAGCUUUUUUCAAGGCUAAAUAUUGUAAAAAUUACUUGAUCCAAAUAUCAUCAAGCCUAGUACUUUAAAACUAUCACAGGUUCCACGAUAUUGUUCUUCCAUGUAUUUCUAUCUCUUCAUUGUUCUCCCAUGUUUAUCUGUGUCGUCAUUGUAUUUCUGGGAAUUCCCCGAAAUCUGUUUGAUGUACCAGAAUCAUCAAAGUUGAGAGCUAGUGAAUUUGAUAUUCUGUUAAUUUAUAUAUUUUACAUUCCAUUACUUUUAUCGUCAAUCAAGCUGCAUUUAUUAAAUGAGGGGUACCAAACCACAACAUUAAUUUCCAGUGUGCAAAGUCUCAAUUAUAAUAACUUUCUCGAGCUGGUUAAUGUACUCGGUAAUCUAUUCAAUUCAAAUUCAAACCUUGUACACCGUGACCUUAAAAGAUCUUCUGCAGUAUGGGGGAACCCAGUGUUUACAGCUGAUAUACUAAUCCCACUCCUCUUAGAAAUUUCAGAAUGUGACAGUGCUGUAGCUGCCAAAGAUCUUCUAUCUCAUACGCUCCCAGGUGUAGUGCUCUAUAAUUCUGUAGUGUCUCAUACUUUAUCUUCAGGUGUCCAUCGAGGCGACAGUGCCCCGACAGGACUCUUGUUAGUAUUUGUAAGUUGUUCUAAUUUAGGAUAAUACAUUAAACAAAUCUUCUCUUUGUCUCAGUAUCUGUAGAUUGGAUUCACCCUCUAUUCACCUUUUCAAAUACUUUAUCUAUUGUUCUGUUAUUGACACCACAGAGUGGUUCAGGUCCUAUGAAGGGUUUGUCUGCCCCUACUUUAGCGAGUCUGUCAGCUAUUUCAUUUCCCUCCACACAGGUGUGUUCUAAAAUUCAUUGUAGGAUAACUUUAUUCUUCUUGCUUACCCCAUUUAACUUGUCCAGGCAUUUCCAAACUAGUUUGGAUUUUAUAUAUUGGAGCUUCAAGCUCUAAUGGUUACUUGGAUAUUGGGCAGCAUGAUGAUUUCCUGUGGAUGAUAGUUCCUAUCUAGAUUAUUCCUAUGAUUUGGAAAAAUGAUCUCGUGUCUGUAAAAUAAGAGUUAAAAUAUUUUAAGUUUUUUUGAAUACGAAGUCACACCAACAUUACACCAGUGACAACUCUCCGAACAUUCAAAGUCUUCUUCAGUCAAGAGUUUUCCAAAGUUUUCUGAAAAGUGGGACCAUAUUCUUGAGCUUGUUUCUUUUGAUAAAAAUGGUGUAUUAGAACAGUGUCAUUUUUUAACUUAAAGUUUAAUGCUCUCAUGGAAAACAUCAUCCGAGGACAAGCGGAUACCUAAGAGAAUCAUAAAUACCAUAUCCGAUGGACUGAUCAGGUUCACAAAGACUUACAAACAAUAAACGUGGAGCUGAAUUGUCGAGGGGGCCAAGGCUCGCACCGAGCUGUAGUAAGGAUGGAUCAUUCCCUCUGAUCUUUCACUGCUAUGGUGAAUUAUGAAUCUUUAACAAGUUGCCCUUUUAAUGAUUAUUAAACCACCACUCGAUAGGUUCUUGUGACUUGGGUAGAAAUUUUUAUUUUAGUUUAAGUUUUUUGGAAGGCCCUAAAAUAAUACUUGCAGAGCCGGAUUGAUUUUGAUUGAUCUGUAAAAGGACUUGUACCUUCUGCAGGACUUGAGUUGGGGUGUUAUUGAGAUGAGAAGUCAAAAUGGCCUGGGGUUCGCGUGUAUUUGAAUGGGGUCAAUGUGAUGUUAUUAAAAUAAGAAGAGGAACGAUUGGAGAGAGGUAAUUUGGCUGAUAAACGAGUUCAGAAAGCAGUACCAUUGCCAGUAGUUGGGAUGGGUUUUAAUUGAAAACUAUAAAAUAUGCCUGUUUCAAUUUUCUCUGAAUUUGACUGACUAAAAUGAUUUUCAUCGAGAUUUAAAGCUUUUGCUUUAUCAGCCCAAACUUAUUAUGUACCUAACCAGAGAUUCAGUGAUUCGAUGGUCAUAGACAAUUCAAAUAAUAUAAUAAGUAAUUUGGAAGAUAUGAUUGAGCAGAGUUGGUUAACCUAGUACAAGGUGGUUGAUUUCAUGUGUAUGUUGGGCUAAUUAGAUUUUAAAUUUUAGAAAAAAAUGUCUAUUUUAAUGAACAAUGUAUUUCUUUAUUUUUUAUUAGUAACAGAACUAACAUCAACUAAAUUGUACCCAAAACCACGUGGCAUCAAAAAUUGUUGGGUUUUAGGCACUAUUUUUUUCUUUUUCACUCUGUAUCCAUUACAAUAGAUUAAUAGUUUGAAUUAUUAUGGAUUAAAAAAUUUUAAAAACUUCUCGCAUAGUAAAAAAUGUGUUCAUAUUUUCAGUGUAUAUAUAAGUGCGUAAAAUACCAUUUUUUUAGGCUAAUGUCCGUUUUUGUUAAUUUAUUUUAUAUUGGAAGACUAAUACUGAAUACUUUCAGUAAAAUGAAAAUGUGAUAUAAAUUUUUUCCUUUUUAUUCGUUAAGUUACAUGGUGUGGUUUGUUCAAUAAAACUUUCAACUAUACUUUCUUUGUGAUUUAUCCUAAUCUAUAUGUAAAUAUAUUAUUUUAUCUAUAAA